CUCACUAGCGGGCAGAUGUGCGCGCGCGCAGUUCGUCUUUUUACUCUGUGGAGAGUGAGUAGGUCGAAGAGAUCUAAGUGGAUUAGAGCGCGGGUUUUCAAGUUUUUCAGAUAAAAUGAAAGUUGUUUGUGUUUUGGCUGUUUUUGCUUUGGUCUACCAUCCCAGCAGCUGCAGAUCAGUAGACUCCGAAGAGUCUGUGGUCAGCGUGUACACCACCCAGCCCACCACGGCCGGCACCGGGAAACCCCUGGAUGUAUAUCACCAGAUAGCCAAUAACAUCGCUGAGAGGAUCACUUCACCCAUCUAUAGAUUUCUUGGCUACGACAGAAAUAAAACUGACAAUGCAACGACUAGGAAACCGUGGGACAAAAUCGAACUCUUAGACGAAAGUGCUGAAGAUGUGACCAGGUCUGACCUUCCCCCAGUCGAUAACGACAUAUCUAACGAUAAAGAUAUUGAGGAACUUUCACUAGAUGCUUUGAAGAAGAUUGAGAAGAAACCGGAGAAAAUUGUGUUAUUCUCAAGUUAUUUGCCUGUAAAAGGAAAUUUGGAGGUCAAUGAUACAAUCACUGAUGAUGAAGAUCCCUUUGAGUUUAACGAUGAUGAUGAACUUGAUGAGAAACCGAGACAAAAUCAGUUUUUGUAUUUCUUUGAAGUUUUAGGAAGCAUUCUGCAACUCGUUUGGGGAGGUAUUGUAUCGUAUUUCAAGCCAUCAACUAAUACUAGUUCAUAGAUAUCACUUAUUAAUUUAGGUUUUUUUAAGUUGACAAAAUAUUAUUAUUUCAAUUUCUAAACUGUAUUAAUAAUAAAUCUACCUAAUUAAAAUGAAGUAAAAUUCCUAAACUUCAAACUAAACAAAAUAUUAAGGGGUACUUAAAUAAUCUUUUUUUUUUAGUUUGGUAGGGGUACUAUAUACAUAUGUAUAUGUAUAGUAGAAACAUACAUUACGAAUAUGUUGAGCAAAGGCGGACUUAUUGCUAAGCAAUCUCUUUCAGCCAACCUUUGGGUAGUGCAAUACAAAAUUUUAUUAAUUAUGAUGAUCAUACAUACAUACAUAUAGUCACGUCUAUAUCCAUGGUAGGGUUGACAGAGCCAACAGUAUUAACAAGACUGAUUGGCCGCUUUCAGCUGUGUGGCUCAAUAACAGAGUUGAGAAUCAAAUAGUGACAGGUUGCUAGCCCAUCGCCUAAAAUCGGAAUCCCAGGUGUACAAGCCUAUCCCUUAGUCGCCUUUUACGACAUCUAUGGGAAAUACGGUAUCAUCAUCAUAAUUAAUAAAAUUUACCCCUACCAAACUAAAAAAGAUUAAUUAAUUAUUAUUAAAGUACCCCUUAAUAUUUUGUUUAGUAAAAAUACAUAUGUAUUUUUUUAUAGAGGAAUAAAGGGGAAUAAAGAUAAAUCAUAUUGUAUUGUAUUUUUAUAACAAUCUCGCUUCUGUUGAAGCAUGAGUUCUUUUUAACUUUGUAUAUAUUUUACAAAUGUGAUAUGCUUUGAAAUAAAGAAUAUGUUGACACAAUAAGUUAGAAAAAUGUUAGGAUGAAUCACGUAUUUUUAGUUCAUAUUUUUAAGGUUUAUGUUUUGAACUGGUGCCAUGACGUCUCCUUAGUCAAAAUAUCCAAGUUCUUAAACAUAUGUAUUUAAAACAUUAAAGUUAUAUAAUUUAUUGUAAUCUUUUCAUCCAAAGAAUUAAAUUAUUAAUAAUGA
This is a messenger RNA of Amyelois transitella, 1703 nucleotides long. RefSeq lists its product as uncharacterized. The record is from RefSeq and is a predicted model, not a curated record. The coding region runs from base 116 to 733 and encodes 205 amino acids. Lineage: Eukaryota; Metazoa; Arthropoda; Insecta; Lepidoptera; Pyralidae. The transcript is spliced from 3 exons.